AUGGUCGGACGUGUCGCGGGUGGGGAGGCGCCCGGCGGUGCCGCCCAGGACGCGUCGGACAGGGCUUUGAUGCAUCUUGUUAUUCGCCAGGUGAAUGCUGUGACCUCGGCGAUGCGCUCGAGCCCACGGUGGGCGCUCGCGGCGGGCGCGCCAAACGCGCUACUGUCGUCCGCGACGACCUCAACGUCGGCGCUGAGCUUGACGCGCGCCGCGUACACGCUCGCGCGCAGCGAUGCGCCCGAGGCGGAUGCCGACGCACGGAACGAGAGCAACGUCGGCUUGCUGGGGGGCUUUACUGUGCUCCGCGCCCAGCUGCGCCUCGUGACCAAGGCAACGGACCUGCCGCUCCCUACGAUCCUCACGCACUUUUUGCGCGUCGUGCUCAGCGCGCGGACGACCGGGGCGGUGACGCAGACCGUGCUCGAGGCGCUGACGAGCUUCCUGGAGCAUGGCCUCUUCCGCGAGGACAGCAUUGGGCUCGUGCGCGGUGUCCAAGAAGUCGCGCAUGCCACGUCGCACUGCCGCUUCGAACCGUCAGACGCGGGCAAGGACGAGGUCGUGCUCCUUACGAUCCUCGACGUGAUGGUCGACCUGGUGUGCGGCCGCGCGUACGCCGCCAAUGGACACGGCGCGCCGCUCGUCGACAUGCUCGGCGACCGGAGCAUCUGUGAGAUGAUGGAGACGUGCCUGAGCAUGUGCUGCCAGACGCGCCUGUCGACCGCGCUGCGCCGCACCGCCGAACACCGCAUGCUGCGCAUGACGCGCGAGAUCUUUUCGCGCCUCGCUACGAUGCCUCUCGAGGCAGAUGCGGCGUACAAAGGCGACGGCCGCGCCGAGCCGGAGCUCGCGACGCUCACCGCCGAGCACGUCGGCGGAGACGGUGACGAGAGCCGGCACCGCAUGGCGAUGCCGGACCCCAAGAGCGUGCAUAUUCCCAGCGCAGGCCUGCCGGAGCGGCAGGGCGAAGCAGACGAGCCCGAAGAGGCCAACGAGCCGGAUGCCGAGGCACAGGAGGCGCAAGAGGCGCAGGACACCCAAGCUCCCCCAGCGCCGGAAGCCGCGCCCGAGGAGGCGCCUGUCGAGGCAGCGCCACCGAGCCCGCCGCACGCGGGCGACGCGCACGACGACGAGGCGCCUGUCCCGACGGAAGAACAAGGACCUUUUGGCCUCGCCGCGCUGACCGAGGUCCUGCGUGUGCUCGUGUCGCUGAUGGACCCCCAGAGCACGCGCCAUACAAUGACGAUGCGUAUUCUCGGCCUGCACCUACUGGGCGGCCUCCUCGAGACGCACGGCGCGCUGAUCGCCAAGUUCCCUACGCUGCGUGCGCUGUUGCAGGACUCGGCGUGCCGCUACCUUUUCCAGUUGGCCAACACCGAGAACCACACAGUGGUCGCCGAGAGCCUGCGUGUGCUUUCGAUCCUCUUUGACGAGAUGCGCACGGAUUUGAAGCUGCAGCAGGAGCUCUUUCUGCUGUUUCUCCUGCAGCAGCUGCGCGGCCAAGUGCCCCUUGUACAGGAGCCUUGGCGCACGGACGGCAAGGACGGGGCGCAGCCGGUGACCCUGUCGUGCUUCCGCGCCGGCUCGAGCGGCGAGAUGCGUGAGCUGUUCCUCGAGUCGCUGAGCCUGCUGCUCGACCGCAGCGGCUCGGACGCGUUUGUUGAGCUGUGGCGCAACUACGACUGCGAUUUACACUGCUCGAACCUCUACGAGCAGCUCGUGCACUUCCUCUGCCGCUCCAUCUUUUCUCAGCCGCUGCAGCCGUCGGAGAAGGCGCGGCCUGCCUUUUCCGGCCUGCAGCUCGUCUCGCUCGAUCUUGUGCUGGGCCUCAUUGCGCGCAUGGCCGAGCGGUACGAGGACGUGGCGGACAGCGCACAGACGUCGCGCCUCUUGGCGCAGCGCUCGCGCAAGUACGUCCUAGCCGCAGGGGCCGCCGAGUUCAACAAGAAGCCCAAGGACGGCAUCGCGUUCCUCGAGAAGGAGCAGCUGAUCGAUACCGAGAGCCCCAAGGCGCGUGCACGCAGCAUUGCGCACUUCCUCAAAGAGUCGCCGCUCGUCGACAAGCGCCUUCUGGGCGACUACAUCUCGCGCCAGGAGAACGGCGAGAUCCUCACCGAGUUUAUGGACCUGUUCGACUUCCGCGACAUUGACGUGGCCGAGGCGAUGCGUGCGCUGUGCGAGGCUUUCCGCCUGCCGGGCGAGGCGCAGCAGAUUGCGCGUGUCACCGAGACGUUUGCGGCCGCGUACUUUGCGACAAAGCCCGCUGGAAUCCGCAGCGAGGACGCUGUAUACGUGCUGGCCUACAGCAUCAUCAUGCUCAACACCGACCUGCAUAAUCCCCAGGUGACGCGCCGCAUGACGAUCGCCGACUACCAGCGCAAUCUCCGCGGCGUAAACGACGGGGUGGAUUUUGACGCAGACUACCUCGCGACGAUCUACGACGAGAUCCGCCGCCGCGAGAUUGUCAUGCCAGAGGAGCACGCGGGCCAGCUCGGCUUCGACUACACCUGGAAGGAGCUCCUGCGCAAGUCGCGUGCCCAGGCGCCGCUGGUCGACGCGCCGCCCCAGGGCCUCGACCGCGCGCUCUUCCAGCACAGCUGGCGCCCGUUUGUGGCGAGCAUUGCGCACGCCUUUGCCCAGCUCCAGGACGAGCACUUGCUGCAGCGUGUUAUUGCGGGGUGCCGGCAGUGCGCCGUGCUUGCGCGCGCGUACGACGUGCCGGACGUGUUUGACUACAUGGUGCACCACUUUGCGCAGUCGACUGGCCUCCUCCGCUCGCCGCUCGCGCUGGACACGGCGGCGAACGCGGAGCAUGUCCUGGACGGGCAGACGAUCAUGAUCAGCCCGCUGUCUGUGCACUUUGGCACAAACUUUAAGAGCCAGCUCGCGGCUGUCGUCCUCUUUACGAUUGCAAACGGCAAUGGCGGCGCGAUCCGCGGCGGCUGGGACGAUAUCCUCGGCCUGUUCGAGACACUGUUGCCAAACGGCCUCCUUCCUCCGUCGGUCGCGAGCAUGCGCGAUGCGUCGCUCGCGGCCAAGAUUCCCAUUCCUCUCAAGGCGAAGAAGGGGCCGAUGCUGCGUGCGGCGCCCGCGCAGAGCGGCGGCCUCUUUUCCACGCUCUCGUCCUACUUCCUCUCGCCGUACGGCGGCGCAGUCGAUCCGAUGGACGUCGGCGAGGCCGAGAUCGAGAGCUCGCUGUGCACGCUCGACUGUCUCGCCUCGUGCAAGAUCGAAGAGCUCCAUGCCCAGCUCGCCAACCUCCCGGAUGCGGCACUCGGCGCGUACGCGGAUGCGCUGCACCGCCGCCUGCAACCCCAUUUGGAGCGCGCCGAGGAAGAGGCUCUCUAUACGCCGACGACGCUCUUCCUCCUGGAGGAGCUCGCAGAGACGACCACGAGCCGCCCUGCGCUCCUCGACCGCGCUGGCGCACACGCCAUGAACGCCUGCCGCACGCUCCUCGACAAGGCCACCGAUCGCCACCCCCUCGAGCUGGAGCGCAGCGUGGUGAAUGCGCUGCGCCUCCUCGGCACCGCGGCGCGCGAAGGGCGCCCGGGCGUGCGUGCGAACCUGGCUGCGCUCCUCGAGCAGAUCCAGCGUCUGCCCGAGCCGCUGCACGCAGACAUUUCGCCCGCAGUGCUCGGUGCGUUGGACGCACUCUUGCGCGAGCAGCGCGGCCUGCUUGCGACGCCAGCAGAGUGGCAGCAGCUCGCGCGUGUUGUCGCGACCUACGCCAAGGUGCAGCGUGCGGACAGCGCGCGCCUCGCGUUUGACAUUGCGCGCCACCAGCUCGGCCACGCGUGCAACGCGGCGAGCUACGCGGCACUUGUCGAGCUUGCACGCGAGCUUAUUUCGACCGCCGACCGUGCGCUGUGGCUCAAUGCUAAGGAGCACGCACGCCGCACGCUCACCGAGAAGCGCGAGCUGGGCGACUGGGAAGAGGCGGUGCAGCAAGCGACGCUUGCGCUCCUUCCCGCGCUCGAGCACGUCAAGAGCGAGAUUCCGGCGCUGCUGCAAGGCAGCGACCUCGUGUCGGCGUGGCCGGCGUAUUGGCUGCCGCUGCUUGCGGCGCUCGCGCAGCAGUGCGUCAAUGCGUCGCGGCUGACGCGCCAGGCAGCGGUCGGCCACCUGCAGCGUGUGGUGCUCGCGCCGGAUGCGCUGCGCGUCGCGCCGUCGCCCGUCGCACCGCAUCUCGAGGCGAUCUUCCAAAACAUCCUCCUCCCGUUGAUGGAGACGCUGCUCAAGCCCGAGACGCUCCGUGCAGAUGCGCACGCAAAGGAGAGCAGCGGCGAGACGAUCCCUGUGACGCGCGUGCACGUGUGCAUGCUCCUGUGCCGUGCCUGGGUGCACUUCCAGGCGCCGCUUGCGGAGCAGAUGAGCAAGAGCCACGAGCGGUUUGUGCGGCUGUGGCUCGGUGUGCUGCGCUCGGUGGUGCAGCUGCUGCAGACGCAUCCGACCGACGAGGUGGACGAGCAGCUGAAGAAUAUGCUGCUUGUGAUGCAGGCCGAGCGCCUGCUCGAGGUGGGCAGUGUCGGCGAUGUGACGUGGAAGAUGGUCGACGUGGUGCGUCCCGAGCUGCGUGCGGCGGUCCAAGGCGCCGCGGCUGGCGCUGCGGCGCCUGCCGAGGAGGCCUCGGUCAAGGCGCCGGUCGAGGUGCCGGUCGAGGUGCCGGUCGAGGCGCCUGCCGAUGCGCCGGUCGAGGCGCCUGCCGAUGCGCCUGCCGAUGCGCCUGCCGAUGCGUCUGUCGCCGAUCCUGUCGAUCCCCCGAGCUCCGUCUCCUAA
Messenger RNA from Malassezia japonica, 4776 nucleotides. It is a transcript of the gene GEA2, whose product is annotated as GDP/GTP exchange factor for ARF. Gene Ontology annotation, biological process: regulation of ARF protein signal transduction. NCBI's taxonomy places the organism in Eukaryota, Fungi, Basidiomycota, Malasseziomycetes, Malasseziales, Malasseziaceae. The coding region runs from base 1 to 4776 and encodes 1591 amino acids. The record is from RefSeq and is a predicted model, not a curated record. Gene Ontology annotation, molecular function: guanyl-nucleotide exchange factor activity. The transcript has a single exon.